This is a messenger RNA of Anisakis simplex (herring worm), 792 nucleotides long. NCBI's taxonomy places the organism in Eukaryota, Metazoa, Nematoda, Chromadorea, Rhabditida, Anisakidae. The record is from the annotation of a GenBank genome assembly.
AUGUCAUUUCGAGGUCGAGGCGGUGACAGGGGUAGAGGUGGUUUUGGUGGAGGCAGAGGAGGGGGUCGUGGAUUCGGUGGGCGAGGAGGGGGACGGGGAGGAGGACGGGGAGGAUACGACCAAGGACCGCCAAGCGAAGUUAUUGGUCAGUUUGUUUGUGUGCAAAAGAGAAUGGAUUCUAAAAGUUUUUCAGAAGUUGGAUAUUUCACGCAUACUUGUGAAAACGAUAUAGUGUGCCAUACAACAGUUGGCAAAGUACCCUAUUUCAAUGCACCCGUUUAUUUUGAAAACAAAGAACAAAUCGGAAAAAUCGACGAAAUAUUCGGUGGUCUCAAAGACAAUGUGAGUUUUCAUGUUAUUCUUUUCGGAAGCAUGAAAGCGGGAUCUUUCGAAGAAGGUACCAAACUGUACAUUGACCCAGCCAAGUUAUUGCCUCUGGAACGAUUUCUGCCACAGGCGAAAGGCACGCGUGGCACACGAGGAGGACGUGGUAGGGGAGGAGACCGAGGUGGUGGACGAGGUGGAGGUCGUGGGUUCGGCGGACGGGGUGGUGGUGAUCGUGGAGGUUUUAGAGGAGGUCGGGGCGGAGAUCGAGGCGGGGGAUUUCGUGGUGGAUUCCGAGGUAAUGAUCGAAACAGUGGCGGAGGUUUCCGAGGUGGAGGAGAUAGGCGUGGAGGGUCAUUCCGCGGUGGUGAUCGAGGCGGUGGCGAUCGAGGUGGUGGAGGGUUCAAGCGAUUUGGUGAUAGUUCACCAUAUCAGCAACAGAACAAGAAAAAACGUUUUGAUGAUUGA